This is a messenger RNA of Mauremys reevesii (Reeves's turtle), 1055 nucleotides long. It is a transcript of the gene CEP19, whose product is annotated as centrosomal protein 19. The coding region runs from base 305 to 796 and encodes 163 amino acids. Lineage: Eukaryota; Metazoa; Chordata; Testudines; Geoemydidae. Gene Ontology annotation, biological process: trans-Golgi to periciliary membrane compartment transport; microtubule anchoring at centrosome. The record is from RefSeq and is a predicted model, not a curated record. Gene Ontology annotation, cellular component: spindle pole; ciliary basal body; centriole. The transcript is spliced from 4 exons.
GCGGGAGGGGCGCGGGGUAGUUGUCAUGGUACCCGAGAGGCCCGGGAUGCUUAUUGGCCGCCGACGUCUACGCUGAGGUUAGGCUCCAGGGCUGCAGCUGCCUGGGAGAGAGAGCCCUCCUUUCCAGUCUCAGCUCUGUUGUGAGGGAGAGACCUCUCCUUCCCAGCCCCAACUCGGGGGCUACGGGGGGGGGGGGGAGAGAAGAGAGAGAGCCCAUCCAUCUCACUAGAAAGUCAACAUUGAAGCACACACCUAGUAGAACUCUGUAAGAUUUCAUUUUGUUCAGCCAGUAGCAUGAGCUGGGAUGACUUGCGUUGCAAAGAAGUGUGGCAUUCGCUUUCAGCCUCCAUCCGUUAUCCUGAUCUAUGAAGAUAAAAACAAGGAUAGAGCACGCCAGCGCAUCAUGCCUAUCCGAAACUUCUCCAAGUUCUCAGAUUGCAGCAGGGCUGCAGAACAGCUGAAGAAUAACCCUCGGCACAAGGCUUACCUACAAGGGGUCUCACUGCGGCAGCUGCAGAAAUUAUACAGUUUGCUAAGAUGCCACUUGCAGGGAAAGAGUUUGGCCCAGAGCUUGGAGCAGAUUCAGCAAGAAGAGACCAUUGACCCAGAGGAGGACCUGAACAAACUAGAUGACAAGGAGCUGGCAAAAAGGAAGAGUAUCAUGGAUGAGCUGUUUGAAAAGAACAGGAAGAAGAAGGAUGACCCAGAUUUCACCUACAAUGUUGAGGUUGAGUUCCCACAAGAUGAUCAGCUGGAAUCCUGUGGCUGGGAUGCAGAGUCGGACAAUGAGUUCUGAUAAUGGACAAGGCCUCCUAGAUAAUCAGUAUGGAGAGAACGAACCCAUAUUCUCAUUACACAGAGAGCACAGUUACUGUGUCCAUGAUAUCGCAUCAGUCUACCGAGCUUGACUGACACUGUUUACAAGCCAUACAACUGAUGCAUUUUACAUUGGUAAAUAAGAGAUCAGUGCCUAUGGUGUUUUAGCAGUUUGAGGAAUAGACCAGGGCCGCCCAGAGGGGGGGGCAAAGGAGGCAAUUUGCCCCGGGCCCCGGGCU